CACUGCCAAGCCUGGACAUUCAGCAACUUUCUAGCUUUCGAUUUAGUCCAAAUUUCAUCAAAUUUACGGCCUUUUUAUCGCCUUGGAGAGAACUCUAUUCGUGCAGAUAGUUUUUGAAAGGUAUGAGAUCGUUGGCUUUCUUCAAAGACGCGUUUUCCGUCUGAAAUAUGCGUUAGAAAGUGACAUUAAUUCACUGGUCUGAUUAUAUACAUUUUUAUACAUGGUUUAAAUCAUUAGUUAAUAUAGCGUAAUGAUUGUAAAGAAAGCUUUAAUUGUUGGGCUGUAUAUUAAGUGAUAUAAUUUUGUGGCAUAAAUUACUUCUAAGAUAGCCAUGAGAUUGUCAUUUAUGUACAAAUUUGAAGGGCUGACAAAGAGCAUGUUUUUAUAUACCGGUACAGCUAGGUCACAGAAUGGUUGGUUUCGCUAUAAAGCACUGUCAUAGGGCCAUUCCAUUUAAUAUACACACCCCCCUGUGGACGAAAAUUUCUGAGGGGGGUUGAAAAAGCCGUUUCUGAGGGGUUGUGUGCAUUGGCAUCCUUUGAUUUUUGCGUUUUUUCCGAGGGGUAAGGCAAAAAUUUCUUAAUUUCUGGAGUGGUGUUUGUGUCGGCACUUUGAUCUUUUUUUCUUAGGGGUUCAAAUUUUAUUGACUUCGUCCACAGGGGGGUGUGUACAUUAAAUGGAAUGGCCCAUAGCUUGUUGGUGCUAGCAAGUUCACUAAAGAGGAGCUGCCAUCCUGUUCGUGCAUUAACUAGGAGCAUUAGGGCAUGACGUCAUAAUCAGUUAUCAUAAUCGUCAAUCUUUGCAUUUAUUAUUUAGCAGAUCAUCAGAAUGUCUUGUCGUGGAGAAUUUGGUAGUCAUAGGGCUCAUGGUAAGAUUUGCUUUGCAUAAAUAUAAUAGUAAAAAUAAUAAAAUUUGAUUUAAAGUAAAAUUGUCUGGCGUUAGACAGUCGGAGUAAAAUAAUAACGGAGGGGCACAACUUAACGGUUAACCCAUUAAGCGCCAGUGCUCUCCCCUUCACACGUAAAAUCAUCUGGCGUUAUACAGAGUAAAAUAAUAAAGUAGGGCGCAUCAGGGCGCACUGUGACUCAAUGGGUUAACUCAUGGGCAGAUAGGCCAGUUAACCCAUUAAGCAUCAGCACUUGCCCCUUGACGUAUAAAAUCAUCUGGCGUUAGACAGAGUAAAAUAAUAAAGUAGGGUGCAAUGCGACUCAAUGGGUUAACUACAGGGUUCGAAUUGUAGCGGCCUGCUAUUCGCAAUUUGCGAAUGCAAAUUUGCUUUUUGCGAACACAACAUCAGCCAUUUUGCGAAUGACGUUUUGCAAAAAAGAAUGUGUUAAAGGUAGCCAGCGUGGCCGGCUCUUUUAUAAGAAGAACCUGCCCGAAAGCCCUAGUAAAAUUGAUCACACCUACUUAGUUAAUAUUCCAUAUUAACACCGCCCACUUGAAAUAGUUUUGUAUAAAUGUGACAUAAAAUGUCAGUUGUUGCUUUCAAUAAACUUUUUAAUUAAUGGAUAGAUAGCGAUUCAACUGCCUGGAAAAUACAGGCAAAAAACGUUGACAUUUCGAGCGAAGGCCCUUCGACUUUGUCUGGAAAUUAAUAGUAGACGAAGACCGUCCAAAAUUAUAUUAUGCUUUGCACCUGCCGUGGCUGUACUACAGUUAUAAAUAUAUUUUUUUAUAUAUAAACUUUAUUAAUAAUAUGUUUGCCUCAAAAGCCAAGGCUUAUCAAGGUGGCGCAUAUUGAUAUUCUAUUGCAGUAAUAAAUAUAAUAAAUGACUUAGGAAAAAGUAAAUAGACCCCUUCCCAUGUUAUAUACACGCAGGUUGGUAUUUUAAAAGCUUCAAAGAGAGCUUCAUAUUAUUAUGGUGUAAACACAAUGGGGAAUGUAUUAUUUUACAUAAUCGUAAUUUUCCAGCCAGCAAAAUAUAAACAAGGCAAGAACAGCCAAGGUUUUAUACUCUAUACUGUAGUGGCCAUACAAUAAAAUCAUACGACAUACUGUAUGCAGUAGGAAAAUUGCUGAUUACUGAGACCGAUUAUUUAUAAGCCGAUUAUCGUAAGUAAUGGGCCAAUUAAUCGGUACCCGCCGAUUAUUUUAAAAAAACAAGCGAAAAAUCACAAGACGACCAACAAUGAAGUUGUAAAUGCGGUUUUAUUGUUACAAUACACAUUAUGUACAAUUGAAAACAGCUUCAAUCUUGCAUGUCUAUAGUCAAAGUUUAGUUUUGGCAGAUUAUGGUGUAGAAACAGGAUACUGUCAGCUUUGCUGAGCUAGUCUGACUGCGUUUUUCAGUGGAAAUGUUCCCAGCUUCACUUCGCUCGAGACAAAAGACACAGGUUUUGCAACAAAAUGUGAAAAUCUAUUCGCUUGUAUUCAGUAUUUUAGCAUGUGCUUGGCAGCUACAGAAAAAAGUCUUAUGGCCGAUUAUUUGCCGAUUAUCAAACAACAAUCGGCCGAUUACCGAUUAUUUAAAAAACAGCCGAUUAUUUACCGAUUAAUCGGCUCAUCCCUAAUAUGCAGUAAUAGCAGUAUGGCUUGCCUUAUUCUUUUUAGAUACCGGUAUAUGUUACACAAUAUUUUACACUUUGUCUUUUGAAUUUUAUAUUUUAGCUGACAGGUUUACGCUUUAAUAGCGAUGCCGUUUGUUUUUACUGUAUUUUAAUAGUUUUAAUUGUUUGAAUAAAUUAGCGUAAUAUGUCAAUCAACCUGUCGUCAACGUAAAUUCAGCCAAUCACAAUAGACCUUUCCCCUUUUAAGUGAGAUUUUCAUCUAGACAAGUCUGGACAAAAAUUUCAUCACAGCUUGAAAGAGCAUCACAAAAUUAUUAAUAUUCCAAAGUUUCGUUGCAAAAUGUUGUUUUAAUGCGGAUAAUAUAGUCUUGCGAAGUUUGCCGUUUUUCAGUCAUUUUGUAUUACAAAUGGGAAAUUGAUAAUCAGAUGACCAAACUGAUUAUCAAUUUCCCGUUUGUAAUACAAAAUGACUGAAAAAACGGCAAACUUCGCAAGGCUAUAUUAUCCGCAUUUUACAACAUUUCGCAACGAAACUUCGGAAUAUUACUAAUUUUGUGAUGCUCUUUCAAGCUGUGAUGAAAUUUUUGUCCAGGCUUGUCUAGAUCAAAAUUUCACUUAAAAGGGGAAAGGUCUAUUCUCGGCAGCUGGCUGCCGAGAGUGAUCAAUUUUACUAGGGCUUUCGGGCAGGCUCUUCUUCAAUUAUCUGCCCUAUAAAAGAGCCGGCCACGCUGGCUAUGUUAAAGGUUGAUUUUCACAAUCACUUCGAAUGUAGUUUACUAUAAUGUAAGAUAUGGUGUAUUGUGCCGACUAUUAUUGUAAUUUUGUACUAAAAGGAUGUGUGAAAUGAAGAAUUACUGUAGGCACAUCAACAUGGGCAGAUAGGCCAGUUCACCCUUUAAGCAUCAGCGCUCUCCCCUUGACAUCUAAAAUUGUUGAAAAUAAUAAAAUAGGGCACAUCAGGGCGCAAUGUGACUCAGUGGAUUAACCCGGCCAUUAAGCGCCAGCGUCUUCCCUUGACGAGUAAAAUCGUCUGGCGUUAGACAGAGUAAAAUACUAAAGUAGAGUGCAUCAGGGUGCAAUGCGACUCAAUGGAUUAACUAGACACAUGGGCAGAUAGGCCAGUUAACCCAUUAAGCGCCAGCGCUCUUCUCUUGACGAGUAAAAUCGUCUGGCAUUAGACAGAGUAAAAUACUAAAGUAGAGUGCAUCAGGGUGCAAUGCGACUCAAUGGGUUAAUGGACCAACAUUCCCCAAUUAACCAAAAUGUUGAUCUCAACAAGUCUAGACAAAAUUCCAUCAUAGCAUGAAAGAGCAUCACAAAAUUAGUAAUAUUCCAAAGUUUCGUUGCAAAAUGUUGUAAAAUGCGGAUAAGAUAGCCUUGCGAAAUUUGCAAUUUUCAGUCAUUUUAGAUCACAAACGGGAAAUGGUUACCACUUUUCCAAAAUUUUGAUCUUAACUAGUCUAAACAAAAAUUUCAUCACAGCUUGAAAGAGCAUCACAAAAUUAGUAAUAUUCCAAAGUUUUGUUGCAAAAUGUUAUAAAAUGCGGAUAAUAUAGCCUUGCGAAGUUUGUAAUUUUCAGUCAUUUUGUAUUACGCACAGAAGUGGUAACCAUUUCCCGUUUGUAAUCUAUAAAAUGACUGAAAAUUGCAAACUUCGCAAAGCUAUAUUAUCCGCAUUUUACAACAUUUCGCAACGAAACUUUGGAAUAUUACUAAUUUUGUGAUGCUCUUUCAAGCUGUGAUGAAAUUUUUGUCCAGACUGGUUGAGUUCAAAAUUUUGGUCAAUUGGGGAAUGGUCCAUUAAUGAUAGAAAUUUACACUUUUCCUUUUCUUUUGUUAGACGAUUAUGGAGGUACUAGCUCUGAAUACGAACGUUUAAGUAAACAAGUUGGUAAUAAUAUUCAACAAAUCAGCAACAAUGGUAAGGACUUGUUUCGUCACUAGUGCAUGAUGAAUAUGCUUUUAGAAAUAUUUAUAGCUCCGCUAAGGCAUAAAAAAAUACCUGUGGUUCCGGUUUCAUAUCGUGAAAAAAUUAGGGUCGGUAGGUCGGAAAUAAUUUUUUUUUUAAAAUAUUUUUUUCAUGGUUUUGGCGGUUUUUUGUUGGGCGAUUUGAAGUAGAAUCCCGACAUCAAUAUUACAGGUAAACUACGUGAAGCGUUCCUCUUUUGACUUCGUAACUCAUUUGGAAUUUUCCUCGUUAGCUUUGCAAAUUUGAAAAACUCUUUGCAAAUCCCUUGAGGGAAUUUGCAAUGUUCCUAUCGGCUGUUGCAAUAUUCCAAACUUCAUUUUAAAUUUUCCUAACUUCCUGUUUUAAUUUCCUAACUUCCUGUUCUGUUCUGAGCGUUGUUAUUGGUCGAUUAUUUUUGUUAGCCAAUUACAACGCCCAGAACAGAACAGGAAGUUAGGAACUUGUAACAGGAAGUUAAGAACUUCUAACAGGAACUGAGGAAAAUUUUUUUGGCUUUUAGCAACAUUGCAAAUUCCCUCAAGCGAUUUGCAAGGGAGUUUUUUAAAUUGCAAAAGUAAUGAGGAAAAUUGCAGUCAAUUUAGAAACUCAAAAGAGGAACGCUUCACGUAGUUUACCUGUAACUAGAGAUGCGUAAUUCCUAUGGACGAAUUUAGGCAAUUUGGUUCAGUAAUCCACACCGCAACCCGUAUGAGCAGCCCGCAACCACCUGGAGAAAAUAGGGUCGCACGGUCAAUCGCGUUGAAAAAAUAAUAGGGUUGGCAGAAAAAAAUAGGGUCGGUCGGGAACCGGAACCACAGGUAUCUUUUUACGCCUAAGUCAGUUCUACAAUUUUAAUGAAACUUUUAGUAAAUGUGAUGCAAAAAAUGGUGAAGAAACUUGGAACGACGGAAGAUGCGAUGCAAGUUCAGGACAGACUGUGAGUGUGUGUUUGUGUUUCAUUGAUGAUGACCAAUGACUACUUUGCGCGACUUUAAUCUCGCGAUUUUUGUGAUUGUAAAAAAAUCACGAGAUUAAUUAAAGUUGUGCACCAGGUUGGAAUCCGUCAAAAUUCUUUGCCGGAUGUUACACCCAUAGAUAUCUUAUAUACACUAGAUAGUGCAUCUAAUUAUUCUGCAAUUCAAAAAUUGAAGCCGUGAUUGCAGUCUCAGGUCGUUCCCAUGCAAUGAGAAGAUUCGUAUGUUUUCUAUUUCUUAAACAGGGAACUUAAACAUUAAGUUAACCCUAUUCCAAAUACGUUUUUAAACUAUUCAAAUGAUGAAAGUUAUUGUUGGUUUUAAGCGUUUAUUAGCAAGUGGGAACGACCAACAUGGCCGCCAUCUAUUCAAAUGGGGGUAACCGCUGGAAUAUUCUUGGCUUCAAUUUUACUAAAAGAGAUGCGCUAUCUAGUGUAUAUAAGAUAUCUAUGGUUACACCAAACUUUGUGAACAAACCUGGGUUGUGCAGGGGAUAAAAAACCUCGUGAAAUUUACACAUGCGAAGUUAAAUACGCCAGUCAAUUUAUAACAAAUUAUUUGGCAAUAGUCUUAGUAUUAUUAGGUACAGUUUGUAACUUUGUCUUCUUAGGCGAGACUUUUUUUAUUCAUUGGUUUACGGAUCCGCCGACCGUAAAUAUUCAGAAAGUGAAAAAUAAAAAAAAAUUUGGAUGUUAAAAAUUUUACAAUUUUAGUUAAUUUUAAUUAAUUUGGGGUUCUGACAUGAAGUACACUUCAAGUGAACUUUGACUCUAGGUACUGCUGGCUCAUGUUAUCGUUGUGACAAUCAAUAUGUAGAUUAGCCAGGUUUUUUGCGUGUUUUUUUUUGAGUUGACGUUAAAAAUUUUUAUAAAGAUUAUUAAUUUCGGCUCUCAUUUAUACUCAAUUCGUUUUUUUUAAAUUUUUUUUUCCGACCUACCGACCUCUUAUUUUUAAAGUAAAAUUUGUAAACCAAUAAAUAAAAAAAGUCUCGCCUUACUGGCAAGAUAUAUGAAUAAAAUGAGGGGUAAAAACAUUGUGGACUACAUUUUGAAGGUUGUAGUUCGGAUUUUUAUAGAAAAUAAAAUGUUGUUCGGAAGAAAUCUUUCUCGAAAUGUAAUGCCCUCUUUCUAUUUCCACCUAUCAAAAUCCCGAAAAUAAGGCCUUGCAAAAUAUUGCCUGAAAAAAUCGCGAAAUUAAGUACGCACAAAAUCAAGUACGAAUAUGGUAAAAAUUCUUCAUGAAAAUUUCAAGGCUUGCUAAUUUUCUGAAUAUACAGUAUUAAAAGAAUUUCUUGUCAUAUUUUUUUGGCAUGUCCUUUUGGUACAAGUGUAAGAAUAGUAAAUAUCUAUAUUUACUACGUACAUGUAAUGGUUUUUAAAGACAAAUGUUGUGGCCCCCGUGACCCCACCCUGAAUCACUUGGCUUCAUCAUAAUUGAUGUGCAAUGGACCAUUCCCCAAUUAACCAAAAUUUUGAACUCAACAAGUCUAGACAAAAAUUUCAUCACAGCUUGAAAGAGCAUCACAAAAUUAGUAAUAUUCCAAAGUUUAGUUGCAAAAUGUUGUAAAAUGCGGAUAAUAUAUUCUUGCGAAGUUUGCAAUUUUCAGUCAUUUUAGAUUACAAACGGGAAAUGGUUAUUACCACUUCUGUGCAUAAUACAAAAUGACUGAAAAUUACAAACUUCGCAAGGCUAUAUUAUCCGCAUUUUACAACAUUUUGCAACGAAACUUUGGAAUAUUACUAAUUUUGUGAUGCUCUUUCAAGCUGUGUUGAAAUUUUUGUUUAGGCUAGUUAAGAUCAAAAUUUUGGAAAAGUGGUAACCAUUUCCCGUUUGUGAUCUAAAAUGACUGAAAAUUGCAUAUUUCGCAAGGCUAUAUUAUCCGCAUUUUACAACAUUUCGCAACGAAACUUUGGAAUAUUACUAAUUUUGUGAUGCUCUUUCAUGCUAUGAUGGAAUUUUGUCUAGACUUGUUGAGAUCCAAAUUUUGGUUAAUUGGGGAAUGGUCCAUUAAAAAGCAGUAUUUCUACUGUGUUUUCCAGGCAAAAAACAGAGAAGACAACAAAAUCGCUUGCCAGUGAAACCAGCUCAAUGAUAAAACAGCUUUCUUUGUUAGAAGCAGAUGACCCUAAUGAACAGGUAGAGCUUGCUAAAAUGAGCUUGGACCAAACAUCACGCCACAUUUCAUUAAUUUUACGUACCUGGUACUCUACACUGUGUUUAUUAUUUUAGAGACAAAGAAAAGUUCAAAUCAGCAGACUUCGGGAUAAUUUCAUGAGUGCAUUAAAUGACUUUCAAAAUGUUCAAAGAGUAAGCUCAUAUUUUUUGUUUACUUUUCAGAACUUGGUUUUUCAAGCAUUAUAUACCCUUUAUUAUUUUCUCUUUCUAAAGCCAGAUGAUUUUACUUGUUUUGUUGUUAGGAAGCCGCAGAGAGGGAAAGAGCGUGUGUUUCACGAGCGAGAGCGGCGUCACAUUCUGAUAACCUUGUCAAUGUAAUGUAUACAUCUUGUGCAUUUAAUAAGCAGUCUUCGCAAUUUUAAUAAACCAUUGCGAACAAAACAUUGCUGAUGAUAUUUUACAGUUUACCUGCAGUUCGACUGCAAUUUUGUCCCAAAAUGACAAUUUUAAGAUGUAUGUUUUUAAUUAAAAACAAGACGCCUGCUCGGGCGUUCACACUGGCCUCGUGGUUGGUAAAAUACCAUCGCAAUACUCUAAAAAAUAAUUUCAAACAUGUAGAUGUUCUUCACUUCUUGACGGCCGUCACUUCAUGAUCACAAACGCUUUACAGUCAACUCGGCCCACUAACCAACUCGGCCCACCGUUCAAGGAACAACUCCGCCUGCUCGUAAACUGACUAAUCUAACCAUUAAACAAGCUAGGAGCCAUGACUGCAUUCUAUCUUUGCAAAUUUUGAGAGAGAUUUGAAUGAUCAGUAAUUUAGUAUCAAAACGGACAGAUUGUGAAUUUAAAACUUCGAUAGAUUCUUUAUUUUAAUUAAAUUAAGUCAAACUGGAUGUUCUCAAACUUUACUCCAAUGCAACUGCAAAUGGCUGUAUUCGUUUGGUCCUAUCUUUUGUAAAAUAUUAGCUUUCCCAAUAUGUCAAACAGUAGUUAACAAUUGGACCAAGAUGGUAUGGGCCGAGUUGGUCAGUGGGCCGAGUUGACCAGCUUCCAUCACAAACAUUCAGAGGACAGAAAAGUUCAAGCUCAUGCGCAAUGAAAUAUAAUAAAUACGUCCCACAAUCACAGCGUCUAAGAUUUGUAACGUAGUUAAACACGAAAGUCGUUCUAUUAACAUUGUGUAGAAUUGGUCCUAAUAAUCGUCGUGAGCAUGUUUUAGCUGAAUUGCGCAAUCCUGAGCCCACGAUGCCGCAAUGGAAAGUCACACUUGCGACAACAAAAAACCCCCCGAAAAAGACAGCAUUUUCAAGCAAGGCUCAGCACUGGCUGCGGCCAGUGUCAUUAAUAGUUUGAAAUUAAUUAGUGUCUUAAUGAUUGUUAUCUAGUUUGGUCAGUCGGAAUCAAGCGGAAUUUCAUAUGAUCAGUAAGUAAUGUAGAAAGAACAGUUUAUACAAAUGAUAGAGUUGCACUUUUUGAAAGAAGUAGUUGUCUAUGUUGUGCCAAGCGUACCACUCGCAUGGGGGGGGGGGGGAUUUGAAGAGUAUUGUGUAAAAUUUAUGUUACCAAACAGCGAAAAAUUGCCAGCAGGGUGUUAGCUAGCCCAUAUACUGUCCGUUUGACGGACUCUCCCAACUGAAGUAGCUAAGGGGCUUUCCCAACUGGGUCUACUGGAAAAUUUUCAUUUUUUCUGAUGAGAAAGUGCAUUGCGUUUGAUUUUAUAUUAUUAUAUCAAAGAACGUUUUAUUUACUUUUUCCCAUUAACUAUUUUCUCAAAAUGUACCGCGCUUCAUUCAUAUUGGGUGUGUAUUCACUGAAAUGAAAUGUACAAAACAAAGUGUAAUCUGUGUAAAUCCGUGUUCUUUCACUGGAAAUGAAAUAUACAAAACGAAGUGCCAUCUGGUGCAUAUUUCAGUGUUCAUUCACCGGAAAUGAAAUGUACAAAACCAAGCUACCGUUGUUUUCAUCUAAGGAGAAACACGUUGGAAAAAAACACUAUUUAUUCCUACACAAGGACUUUGAUCGGUCAAGAAAACUUUCCCAAUUUACGUUUAACGGACAAAACUUUUUUUCUGGCUAACACCCUGGCCAGACUGCCGGCUUCUAUUGAGAACCCUGGUCAGGGGUCUCUAAAGUUAGGACAGUCGCAGGCACAUAUCAGAAACAAUACGAGUUUCUUGCGGGCACAUUUCCUAAAACAGAAGAUAUCAAAUAAAAUUUAUCUUUUUGUAUUUCUUAAUUAUCACUUAUCAAUUAAAAUCUGUAGAGUACAACUACUACAUUUUGGUCCAUCAUUGUUCAUGAAAGUCUGGACGUGUUCAAUCAGUUGAAGUUUCUAUUUUGUAAAGUCAUUGAUGAAAACCAGGGGCGUAGGAACCGGGAGGGCCAAGCCCCCCCCCCCCCAAGUUUUCAGAAAAGUGAAAAGUGUUGUUCAGAUUGCAUUUUUUAUGAUUGCAAUUAUUUUUCCCUUGAAACCCCCCCCCCCCAAUCUUUUGGUGCUUCCUACGCUCCUGAUGAAACCUGCCAGUUAUGGACAAACAACUUCAGUCAUUAACAUUUGAUCAGGGCUGCAAAUAAAUAUUUGACUUGACAGGACAUUUGUCCGAUCACUUUUAAUUUUGGUCGGACAUAACUUGAAUUUGGUCUGACAAAAACCAACACCACUAAAUUUGGUCGGACAUAUAUACAUCACAAGAUAUAUAUAAGUCACGAGACAAGUAUGUAUAGCCAUUCCGGCGCAAUGUUACUGUAAGUAAAAUGCUAGAAUACCUUGUAAAUGUUAUUGCAAAAUGCAAAUUGAGUGAACUUGCAAUCGGAUUUUGUCACAGCACAAAAAUGUAUAAUGUGACAAUUUUUUUGUGAUCGGACCAAUGUCCGAUCAAAAUUACUUUUGCUCGGACAUUUGCCAAAUUUAGUCGGACAUUGUCCGAUGUCCGACAGUAAUUUGCAGCCCUGUUUGAUAGUAGUUAAUUUUACUGGAAAACUUGCACAAAAUCAUGAAGAACUGUACAAAGGCCGCUUACAAUAGUCAUUAAUGGCAUUUAGCAUUCUUCAUGCCGACAUUUUGCAGGCACAUUUUCAAUAACUUUUGCGGUCCCAGGCAUGCAAAAAUGUUAUAGACCCCUGACCCUGGUUAUCCAGAUAUGUUAGUUUUGUUUGUUGAUGAAUUGUAAACAUUGUAAAAUCUUUUCCCAGCAGAAAUCAAUCCACAAACAUUCAGAUUCAACAAGAAGAUGAGGUUUCGGUUGAAUUGAUCGAAGAACGAGAAAGAGCGAUCAGACAGCUUGAGGUUUGUAGACUUAGCGAAUCUUAAAAAUAUCCACGUUAUAAAGGCCCCAGCAACCAUUUUUAUGCCACAGACAGCUCAAGAUUAUCUCCAGUGAACUAACCAACGUACACACACUUUAUUCGACAGAGUGAUAUUAUGGAUGUGAACGAGAUAUUCAGAGAUUUAGGAACCAUGAUUCAUGAACAGGGCGAAAUGAUAGGUAAGGAAUCAAUAUCGUUCCCCGAGCCUGCGAUCCUCGGAAAGGAACGUGAGGUUCAGGGCUAAUCCGUUGCCGGAAGCCAGGAAUUCUGGCUGAGACCGAACUGCGCAUUC
Messenger RNA from Paramuricea clavata, 11149 nucleotides. NCBI's taxonomy places the organism in Eukaryota, Metazoa, Cnidaria, Anthozoa, Malacalcyonacea, Plexauridae. The record is from the annotation of a GenBank genome assembly.